Chrysochloris asiatica (Cape golden mole) is the source of this 634-nucleotide messenger RNA. It is a transcript of the gene ITGB1BP1, whose product is annotated as integrin beta 1 binding protein 1. Gene Ontology annotation, cellular component: ruffle; lamellipodium; cell periphery. Gene Ontology annotation, molecular function: integrin binding. Bases 32 to 634 code for a protein of 200 amino acids. Gene Ontology annotation, biological process: negative regulation of substrate adhesion-dependent cell spreading; negative regulation of focal adhesion assembly. The transcript has 6 exons. The record is from RefSeq and is a predicted model, not a curated record. NCBI's taxonomy places the organism in Eukaryota, Metazoa, Chordata, Mammalia, Afrosoricida, Chrysochloridae.
GGUGCUUCUUUGGAUCAAGCUAUGGUGAAAAAUGUUUCGGAAAGGCAAAAAACGACACAGUAGUAGCAGUUCCCAAAGUAGUGAAAUCAGUACUAAGAGCAAGUCUGUAGAUUCUAGCCUUGGGGGGCUUUCACGAUCCAGUACUGUGGCCAGCCUCGAUACAGAUUCCACUAAAAGUUCAGGACAGAGCAACAAUAAUUCAGAUACCUGUGCAGAAUUUCGAAUAAAAUAUGUUGGUGCCAUUGAGAAACUGAAACUCUCUGAGGGAAAGAGUCUGGAAGGACCACUAGACCUGAUAAAUUAUAUAGAUGUUGCACAGCAAGAUGGAAAGUUGCCUUUUGUCCCGCUGGAGGAGGAAUUUAUUAUGGGAGUUUCCAAGUAUGGUAUAAAAGUCUCAACAUCAGAUCAAUAUGAUGUUUUACACAGACAUGCUCUGUACUUAAUCAUCCGGAUGGUGUGUUAUGAUGAUGGCCUGGGGGCAGGAAAAAGUUUACUGGCGCUGAAGACAACUGAUGCAAGUAAUGAAGAAUACAGCCUGUGGGUUUAUCAGUGCAGCAGCCUGGAACAAGCACAAGCAAUUUGUAAAGUUUUAUCCACGGCUUUUGACUCAGUGUUAACAUCUGAGAAAUCAUGA